Acanthosepion pharaonis is the source of this 1542-nucleotide messenger RNA. Lineage: Eukaryota; Metazoa; Mollusca; Cephalopoda; Sepiida; Sepiidae. The record is from the annotation of a GenBank genome assembly.
AUGUCUUUGAAGACGGCUCAAAAAAUAUUUCCUCCUUUUAUCCUCUUUUUGUCCAUUUCCCUCUUUUUGUCUUAUUUUCUCUUUUUUCGCUUGUCAUUUUUUCCGUUUUUUUCUAUUCGUCCUUUUUUAUUUUUUGUCCGUUUUCCCUUUUUUCUCUUUUUUUUUCUGUUGUGUCCAUUUUUCUCUUUUUUUUUUUUUCUCUUGUGUCCAUUUUUCCCUUUUUUUUUUUCGCUCUUGUCCAUUUUUCCCUUUUUUUUUUUUUACUCGUGUCCAUUUUUCCAUUUUUUUUUCACUUGUGUCCUUUUUUCAUUUUUUUUUCACUUGUGUCCAUUUUUCCACUUUUUUUUCACUUGUGUCCAUUUUUCCUCUUUUUUUUCACUUGUGUCCAUUUUUCCUCUUUUUUUUCACUUGUGUCCAUUUUUCCUCUUUUUUUUCACUUGUGUCCAUUUUUCCUUUUUUUUUCACUUGUGUCCAUUUUUCCUCUUUUUUUUUCACUUGUGUCCAUUUUUCCUUUUUUUUCACUUGUGUCCAUUUUUCCUCUUUUUUUUUUCACUUGUGUCCAUUUUUCCUUUUUUUUUCACUUGUGUCCAUUUUCCUUUUUUUUUUCACUUGUGUCCAUUUUCCUCUUUUUUUUUUCACUUGUGUCCAUUUUUCCUCUUUUUUUUCACUUGUGUCCAUUUUUCCUCUUUUUUUUGUGUCCAUUUUUUCCCUUUUUUUUUCACUUGUGUCCAUUUUUCCCUUUUUUUUCACUUGUCCAUUUUUCCCUUUUUUUUCACUUGUGUCCAUUUUUCCCUUUUUUUUUUUCACUUGUGUCCAUUUUUCCCUUUUUUUUCACUUGUGUCCAUUUUUCCCCUUUUUUUUUUCACUUGUGUCCAUUUUUCCCUUUUUUUUUUCACUUGUGUCCAUUUUUCCCCUUUUUUUUUUCCUUUGUUUUUUCCCCUUUUUUUUUUUCACUUGUGUCCAUUGUUUUUUUUUUCACUUGUUUCCAUUGUUCCCUUUUUUUUUUCACUUGUUUCCAUUGUUCCCUUUUUUUUUUCACUUGUGGCCAUUUUUCACUUUUUUUUUUCACUUGUGGCCAUUUUUCACUUUUUUUUUUUUUUUUUUUUUUUUUUUUUACUUGCGUCCAUUUUUCCCUUUAUUUUUCACUUGUGUCCAUUGUUCCCUUUUUUUUUUUUUCACUUGUGUCCAUUGUUCCCUUUUUUUUUUCACUUGUGUCCAUUGUUCCUUUUUUUUUUUUUUUGUCCAUUGUUCCCUUUUUUUUUUCACUUGUGUCCAUUUUUUUUUUUUUUCACUUGUGGCCAUUUUUCACUUUUUUUUUCACUUGUGGCCAUUUUUCACUUUUUUUUUCACUUGUGGCCAUUUUUCACUUUUUUUUUCACUUGUGGCCAUUUUUCACUUUUUUUUUUUUUGGCCAUUUUUCAUUUUUUUUUUUUCACUUUUUCAUUUUUUUUUUUUUUCUUUUAUUUCACCUUUUUUUUCCACCAUUUUUCCUCCCUUUUUCCUUUUCCUCCUUUUUGUUCUUUUUUCCCCACUUUUGUCUGA